AACAAUACUCGCUGCUAUGGCCAAAGCCUAUGCCUGCGGUCCCUACACUCGGCGUCCGCCCAGCGGAUCGCCAGCGCAAGCCAACACUGCGAACCAUUUAGCGCCUACAAGACCUCAAACACCUCACAACGCCUAUCCGCGCUUCCAAUGCAAUCAAUAGGGACGCAUGGCAUCACGCAAGCGAGCUGCGCCGCGAAGCCCGACACGCCGGGCAAGCAGCACCCCCUGCGUGUCGCCUUCGACGUGCUGCAGCUCGAGGCAUGGUACAGGCUGGCCAGUGCGCGCGCGCCCUGCAUCACCACAAAGGCUGGGCCCGCCGUGGCCGCGGCAAUGGACACCGAUGACGAGGAGGGAGCCGCCUAAAUCUACCUAGCGACACCUGCGACGCCAUACGCACGGGACCUGGACCCCUCCGGCUGGGCUCACCCAAAGGAGGACUGCACACUCGCGUGGAUGGCGCCGGGAAGCUGGGCCAGCAAAACACCGGUACGACGCCAAGGGCCUUGGAAGCUAUGAACAGCAUAUUGCGGGAAAACACCACUACGCCCUGCUGUGAGCUAGAUAGCAACCACAGGACAAAAGGGUGUGCUCAUAGUACGGAAGGAGAUGAUAGAGCCGAUGGAUGGACAGGUUUAUGGGUCUGCAACGCCGUGAUAUAUGAAAGGCGCAGAGAUGUGACGCAACCGGAACUUAGCGUGUUGAGAAGUAGUAAGACGAACAGGACAGUCAAGCCUGCGACAUACAAUGGCCACCCUGCGAUUGAAAAUCGAGUUGGUCAGAUAGCCGUGAACGCUGGAAACUGCAAGACGAUGUUGCGCCCGAGUUCAGAGGCGACUCCAGAUGUAGAUGUUCGGAUAAGUGACACACAUGAGGAGAGAGACACCUGGACGCAAACCACACAAGAGCCAAAAAAGCGUCAAAACCACACGCCCAAUUGUAAUACGGUGCAUAU
This is a messenger RNA of Chlamydomonas reinhardtii, 952 nucleotides long. RefSeq lists its product as uncharacterized. The coding region runs from base 148 to 363 and encodes 71 amino acids. The record is from RefSeq and is a predicted model, not a curated record. Lineage: Eukaryota; Viridiplantae; Chlorophyta; Chlorophyceae; Chlamydomonadales; Chlamydomonadaceae. The transcript is spliced from 2 exons.